Molecule: messenger RNA, 762 nt
Organism: Ogataea philodendri
Lineage: Eukaryota; Fungi; Ascomycota; Pichiomycetes; Pichiales; Pichiaceae
Exons: 1
Coding region: 1-762 (253 amino acids)
Source: RefSeq, a predicted model, not a curated record
AUGGGUAAUAAUACAGCAGCCAACGUUCUUAGUACCAUAGGAACGGUUCUUUGGUGUAUCCAGCUGACUCCACAGAUAUAUUUCUUGUGGAGACGCAAGGAUGCGACCGGGUUUCCGCCGGUGUUCAUGUUUCUUUGGGUGAUAUCAGGCAUUCCAUUUGGUAUCUACUUCAUCACGUCCGAUUCCUACAUUCCAUUCCAGUUACAGCCGCAAAUGUUCUCUGUGCUAUGUUCGAUAGCUUGGCUACAGAGCAUGUACUAUCCUCCGAACAACGUCCCCCUGAAACGGGUCAUUUUCUACGGUAUUCUCUAUCUGAGCAUAUCUUUGGCAAUGCAGCUCGGAUUCGGCAUUCCUCUCAAACAUCUCUACAGCAACGGUGUCAGGUGGCCCACCACGGUGUUUGGAAUAAUCGCAGCCGUUUUUCUUGCGCUCGGCCUGCUUCCUCCGUACUGGGAGCUGCUCCACCGCAACGGACGGGUUGUGGGGAUAAAUUUCCUGUUUCUGGCCAUGGACUCCGCGGGCGCUAUUUUCUCCAUGGCAGGCACCCUUGUUGGCACGUUCGAUCUGCUGGGAAUGAUCCAAUUUGCCGUGGUUUUGGCACUUGAGAUCGGAUUGUACACGAGCCAAGCUAUCUGGUACAUUCGUUUCCGAGUGAUCAGAAAAGAAGAUCCCGACGAGCACGAGAAAGACGUCCAGGAGAUAUCUGACUCUGCCAGCGCGGAAAACAGGCCUGAACAUACUUUAGAGCACUCACAGGCGUGA